AUGUCGGAGGAAGCAGUGCUCAAGGCCGACAAGGAUUAUACCGACAUUCUUGAUGCCCAGCUCCCGGGGUGUUUGGAACUUGCAAAGACAAACCUCCCAGCGGCUAUUGAAAAGCUCCUAGCGUUGGAGAAACAAACUAGACAGUCCAAUGACUUAGCCUCUACCUCUCGACUCCUCAUCACCAUAGUAACGCUAUGCAAAGAUUCCGGUGACUGGAAACUUAUGAACGAGCAUGUCCAAAUGCUUUCAAAGAAGCACGGACAGCUCAAACAGGCCACUACUAAGAUGGUACAGGUUGUGAUGGGUUUCUUGGACGAGACUCCGAACAUUGACACAAAGCUUUCCGUCAUCGAAACGCUGAGGAACGUUACUGAGGGCAAGAUCUUUGUCGAAGUCGAACGAGCCCGUAUAACCCGUAUCCUUGCGAACAUCAGGAAGGAAAGAGGCGAUCUUGCUGGCGCCACCGAUGUCCUGUGCGAGCUCCAGGUUGAGACCUUCGGAUCCAUGGAUCGGCGGGAAAAGACCGAGUUUAUCCUCGAACAGGUCGAGCUUUGUAUCGAACGUGGAGAUUUCACACAAGCGGCGAUCCUUGGGAGAAAGAUAUCGACAAAGUAUCUCAACAAUCCCGAGGUCUCGGACUUGAAAUUGAAAUUCUACGAUCAGCAGAUUCAAUUGGCGAAACAAGAUGAGAAGUACUUGGAUGUCUGCAAGCAUUAUAGAGCUGUGUAUGAUACGCCCAGUGUAGUAGAGGACCCGCUAAAGCUGAAGAGUGUCCUUGAAAGAAUCAUUUUCUACGUGUGUCUUGCGCCAUACGAUAAUGAACAAUCUGACCUCCUUCACCGAAUUAAUGCCGAUACUAAACUCAAGCUUGUCCCAAAGACAGCUAGCCUCCUCAAAUUCUUUACUAUUUCUGAGCUGAUGCGUUGGCCUCUUAUUGCCGAAGUUUACGGCCCUGAUCUUCGCGCAACUGAUGUUUUUGCUAUUGGUGAUUCUAAAGCCGAAAAGCGCUGGGAAGACCUCAGGAAACGGGUUAUUGAGCACAAUGUUAGGGUUGUCGCCAAGUACUACACCAGAAUCAAGAUGGAUAGAUUAAAGAUGCUCUUGGAUCUCGAUGAAGAUGAAGCAGAAAGCUAUCUGAGUAAGCUUGUUACUCAGAAGACGGUAUAUGCGAAGAUUGAUAGACCGGCGAGGGUCAUAUCGUUCGCCCAGCCAAGAGACGCAGACGAUGCGUUGAAUGAAUGGAGUGCGAAUAUGAAGAGUCUUCUGGGUCUUUUGGAACGGAUUGACCAUCUAAUCACGAAGGAGGAAAUGAUGGCGAAUAUCGCACCUAAAAAGGGCAAAGGCAAGGCGAAAUAA
This is a messenger RNA of Morchella importuna, 1356 nucleotides long. RefSeq lists its product as uncharacterized. Gene Ontology annotation, cellular component: cytoplasm; nuclear proteasome complex; proteasome regulatory particle, lid subcomplex. NCBI's taxonomy places the organism in Eukaryota, Fungi, Ascomycota, Pezizomycetes, Pezizales, Morchellaceae. The transcript is spliced from 7 exons. The record is from RefSeq and is a predicted model, not a curated record. Bases 1 to 1356 code for a protein of 451 amino acids.